Molecule: messenger RNA, 489 nt
Organism: Cyanistes caeruleus (blue tit)
Lineage: Eukaryota; Metazoa; Chordata; Aves; Passeriformes; Paridae
Source: RefSeq, a predicted model, not a curated record
CUGUCCCUGUCCCUGUCCCUGUCCCUGUCCCUGUCCCCCCUCAGCCGCGGUGCCCGAGACGGAGCCCACGGAGCCGGGACCGCUCGACUGCCGGGAGGAGCAGUACCCCUGCACCCGGCUCUACUCGGUGCACAAGCCCUGCAAGCAGUGCCUGAACGAGAUCUGCUUCUACAGCCUCCGCCGGGUUUACGUCAUCAACAAGGAGAUCUGCGUCCGCACCGUGUGCGCCCACGAGGAGCUGCUGAGAGCCGACCUGUGCCGGGACAAGUUCUCCAAGUGCGGGGUGAUGGCCACGAGCGGAUUGUGCCAGAGCGUGGGAGCAUCCUGCGCCCGCAGCUGCGGCGGCUGCUGAGCCCCGGCCCCGCUCCGGAGCUCCCGGGCAUCACCGAGCAGCUCCCCGAAAUCCCGGGAAUUCUCUCUCUCUCUCUCUCUCUGGGUGUUUUGUUUUUUUUGUGCACAUAAUAAUUAAAACGGGCAAGGGGGGGUUUA